Messenger RNA from Racocetra persica, 474 nucleotides. Lineage: Eukaryota; Fungi; Glomeromycota; Glomeromycetes; Diversisporales; Gigasporaceae. The record is from the annotation of a GenBank genome assembly.
AUGUCUUCUUCAGUAUGCAGAACUUGCGCAUUCCGGCAUCAAGAUGGUGAAAUUGAAGAUGCUAGGAUUGUUACUGGGCUUCAUUUUUGCAAAAAUGAUAAUUGCAGUUGGAAACCAUGUGUUUAUUCAUUCGAUCUGAAUAAUAAAAAACAAGCAGAUAUUGGUCAAAAGCAUUUAGAAAUAUAUUGUGGCAUUAUUACUGAAAAUUCUCAUACUUUGACUGAACGUAAGGAAGUGGAAUGGGAAAUGUGGGAGAAGAGAGGCAAAAAUACAAUAUAUAAAGGCAAAAAAGAGUGGGACAAAUUUGCAGAAGUAGAUAAACAAAAAAUAAUAUUUGCUAGUCUUCUAUAUGAGAAAAAUAAUCGUACUAAUCAAUGUUCGCCUGUGUUUGUUAAUGUUAAUCCUAAGCGUCCUAUUAUGCUUUCAUUUGAAAAACAGGAGAAAAAAAGUCACAUUUCUUUCUUCACGUUGUAA